This is a messenger RNA of Caenorhabditis auriculariae, 424 nucleotides long. NCBI's taxonomy places the organism in Eukaryota, Metazoa, Nematoda, Chromadorea, Rhabditida, Rhabditidae. The record is from the annotation of a GenBank genome assembly.
AUGCCGGAAGAAACUAAAGCUUAUUACGAAGGUCGUCUUCAAUCCCUUGAUGAAGAAUUGAACGGAGUCUUUAUGGAGCUCGAACAGUUAACCGAGGAUCUCGACAGUGUCAGACGCCGAAUCGACGACGAACCAACUCCUGCUCUGGAGCUCGAGAAGCAACGCUUGGAAGACGAGAUCGAGACUUUCGACAGCAAACUCGAUGAGGUCUACGACAAGAUCGCCGACGUGCGCAAGCAAUUCAACGAUUUUUUGAUGGGUCCGGAUGACGAAGAGACGGUAAGUGUUUCUCAAUCACACUAUCUGAACUCUACUGUUUCUGCAGACCGACGAAGAAUCGGAUGACGGCACUGAGUCCUCGUCGGCCUCUGAGGCCUCUUCUUCCAGCGACUCCUACUCUGACACGGACAACGAAGGCUUUUAA